AUGAAGUUUAGAGAACAAGUACUGCUAAUGAUGUUUGCCAUUGUUUUCUUCACCAUUCAAACUUUUGUUCUUUCACAAAGUGAUUCAGAUGCUGGUUGUGUGCUUGAUAUCCAUUCCACUUUAUCAGGGAAUGACUCAGAUUGUGUAGCAGGAAACUGGGGUGGGUUUGUGGAAGAUACUUGUUGUGGAGAAGUUUUUUAUGAUUAUUUAUAUGCAUUGGCAAAGUGGGCUAAUCAGACUCAGAGGCUUUUUCUGAAUGCCACAGAGCAGAACAAUUGCUUGCUUUUGAUAAAGGGUUCUGAGAAGGAUGUUUUUGUCUGUGGCAUUGAGAAGCUAACCAGUGGAGCUGGUGGCUGCUCUGACUAUACCGUAAAUGAUGUUCUUAAUAAUCUCGGAAAUACAUUGACAAACUUUGAUGAAGACUGCAACCUUUCUGGUUCAGCAGGAAGUACAGAUGAAGCUUGCAGUUUAUGUAUGAAGAGAUGGAAAGAAAUUGUUGGAUCAUCAUCAGACAAUGGAAGGAAUUCCAUGAAGGACGAAGCCAAGGUUUGCAGUUUUGCGGUGUUGGUUGCUAUAACAAGCAGGAGAACUGGUUAUAAGAAUUGGCUUCAAGCACUUUAUCAAUGCCUUGGAUAUCAAGACUUUGUAAUGGGUAUAAAACGAUUUUAAUUUCUUUCUUCAUUUGUUUUCUAUUUUAUUACAUAUAUAUUUUCCUAUUUGAUACUCAUUUUUCUUGCAUUUUUACCACUUCCACCU
Molecule: messenger RNA, 756 nt
Organism: Ziziphus jujuba (common jujube)
Lineage: Eukaryota; Viridiplantae; Streptophyta; Magnoliopsida; Rosales; Rhamnaceae
Exons: 1
Coding region: 1-669 (222 amino acids)
Source: RefSeq, a predicted model, not a curated record